Molecule: messenger RNA, 1473 nt
Organism: Colletotrichum acutatum
Lineage: Eukaryota; Fungi; Ascomycota; Sordariomycetes; Glomerellales; Glomerellaceae
Product: major facilitator superfamily domain-containing protein
Exons: 3
Coding region: 1-1473 (490 amino acids)
Biological process (GO): transmembrane transport
Cellular component (GO): membrane
Molecular function (GO): transmembrane transporter activity
Source: RefSeq, a predicted model, not a curated record
AUGACCAAGAAGCAAGACGAGGAACAUGUAGCAUUUGAGCAAAUUAGCCCCGAGGAAGAGGCUGCUCUCGUUCGAAAGCUUGACCGAGUUCUGAUGCCCCUAAUGGCCUUUGUCUACUUCUUCCAGUAUCUCGAUAAGCAGUCCAUCAACUACGCCUCAGUCUUUGGUCUUCGCAAAGACCUCAGCCUUUCAGGCCAAGACUUCUCCUGGAUUAUAUCCCUCUUCUACUUUGGCCAGCUUUGCUCCGAGUAUCCCGCCGCCUACCUCAUGGGCCGUCUUCCCAUCACACUUUUCGUCGGCGUCACAAUCAUCGCCUGGGGCGCCGUCGAAAUGACCCUCGGCGCCACACAUAACUUCUCAGACCUUGCGGCGGCUCGAUUCUUUCUGGGCUUCGCUGAAGGCGCCGUAUCCCCGGCCUUCAUCAUCAUUACAUCAAACUGGUACCGCCGUCGCGAGCACCCGAUCCGCGUUGCGACGUGGGUGUCCAUGUCGGGUGUUUCGCAGAUUCUCGGCGCGCUGAUGAUGUACGGUAUCGGCGGCGCCGCGAAAAUGGCGCUGGAGAAGUGGAGGGUGAUGUUUCUUGUCAGCGGCGGGUUGACGGCGGCGUGUGGCGUUGCCUUUUGUUUGCUUAUGCCGAGAGAUACAACCACGGCCUGGUUCCUUAACGAGAGGGAAAGGGAGAUCGCGACGCGGAGGUUGGCUCUUGAUCGCGGGACCAGAGACCGCGCGGAGUUCAAUACGAAGCAGAUGUAUGAGGCGUUGAGGCAGCCCACGACGUGGUUGUAUUUCAUGAUGGCUCUUUGCAUCACACUGACAACUCCUAUUCUCAAGUUUUCCUCCCUCGUCAUUAACGGCUUCGGCUACUCCCCCUUCACAACAAUGCUCGUCGGUCUCCCCGGAGGCGCAAUCAGCUUCGUCACAAUCUGGGCCAGCGCCCUUAUCCCGCGAUUCUUCCCAGGCACGCGAGUCUACACCUCUAUCGGCCUUUCCCUCAUCCCGCUCUUGGGCUCCGCCAUGCUCCUCGCGCUGCCGCUGCACGGGGCAGAGUGGGGCAUCGUGGCAAGCACCUGGCUCGCGGCUUGCUGCAGCGCGCUCCUGAGCUCCACAGCGUCGAUGAUGGCAUCCAACGUCAAGGGCAACACCAAGAAGAGUGUCGUCAGUGCCGGGUUUUUUAUCGUGUACUGCGUCGGUUGCAUUGUCUCUCCGCAGGCUUGGACUGAAGGGGACGCGCCACGGUAUACCAAGGGGUGCAUACUGAGCAUUGCGAGCUGGGUGGGGUUAAUUAUCACCUAUGCUGUGUAUGGAAUUGUUUUGAAGAGGGAAAAUGCGACGAGGGACCGGCUUGCUGCAGAGGGGAGGUAUGAGUAUGAUGUCGGGGGCCAUGAUGGGGGCGCGGAGGCGGUGCAGAUGGGUGUUGCGGUUGAUUCUGAUUUGACGGAUGUGCAGGACAAGGCGUUCCGUUAUAACUUGUGA